ACGCGGCCCAGGCAAACGGCCAACGGCUUAGCCUCGCUGCGGCCUUUGAGGCGGUACACAUCUUCCAGGGCCGCCGAGCAAUUUGCUGAGCAGGCUAGGCCGUACAGUGUGUCGGUAGGGACCGCCACCACGGCGCCGGCGCGCAGUUCGGCCACGGCGGCCCGCAGCGCCUCCGCCCAACCGGCGUGCUCGGGACUCGCAGCCCGCAAGGCCCCACUCCCUGGGAGCCGCAAGAGCCGGGCCCCCAGCGCCACCGGAGAGGUGCUAGGCGGGCGAAGGAGGCGGCCGCUCCGGGCACAGCCCGCCGGCCCCUCACUCAAACCGAAACCGGUAGCCACGGCGGCCCUCAAUCCCCUACAAGGACGCGCUGGAGACAUCCGCCGAGGCCUGCUUCCGGGAGGAAGUGACGCACAUACCCACCUUCCGGUCCAGGCACCUCGGCCCCGCCUCCGAGCCGGGCACCUUAAAGGGACCGCCACCCCCAGGAGAAUUGAAGGAGACCGGUGGGGACGGGGCGGGGCGCAGCUUUGCAGCGUCCUAGCGCAGCGCUGGGGAGGGGGGCGGCCGAAAGGGGGGCGGUGGUCUGGCCGCGCAGGCGAGAUGGAAUGGGGCCCGGGCUCAGACUGGCCACGGGGGGAGGCUGCCGGCGUGGACCGCGGGAAGGCGGGGCUGGGGCUCGGCGGGAGGCCACCCCCCCAGCCGCCCCGGGAUGAGCGCGCCCAGCAGCUGCUGGACGCGGUGGAGCAGCGGCAGCGACAGCUCCUGGACACCAUCGCCGCCUGUGAGGAGAUGCUGCGGCAGCUGGGCCGCCGGCGCCCGGAGCCGGCUAGUGGCGGGAACGUCUCAGCAAAACCUGGCGCUCCCCCCCAGCCAGCUGUCUCCGCCAGAGGUGGCUAUCCAAAGGAUGCUGGUGAUGGAGCUGCGGAGCCCUGACCAUCCCAGAGCUGGGCACCCUGACUUCUCUCCCUCCCCGGGGCUGGUGGCUGGACUUUGAACAACUCGCUUCAAUAAAGGGGCCAGUCUUCACUGGUGGUGGCUGUUACUUGGCUCUCAGCCUGGGGUGGCAGCUCUGCUAGCAGCUGGGUUGACUCUCACUUCAUCCUGGCUGAAGGCAGUGCUGUGCUUUGAAAUGUAGCCAACAAAUACCCAGUCUGAUUACCUGAAUUUGGGCAGACCAGCAACCAGCAGUGCUCGUCAGCAUGAUCUGGUCUGCUUUGGGGGUCUAGGUGGUGUUACAUGUCCAUUUCAUGCUUUGGGGGCUCCUAGCCCCAGGAAACACCUUCAGCAGAGCCUUGAUUAAAAGGAAACCUGAAGACUCUC
This is a messenger RNA of Orycteropus afer afer, 1320 nucleotides long. It is a transcript of the gene CUNH1orf122, whose product is annotated as chromosome unknown C1orf122 homolog. The record is from RefSeq and is a predicted model, not a curated record. NCBI's taxonomy places the organism in Eukaryota, Metazoa, Chordata, Mammalia, Tubulidentata, Orycteropodidae.